UCGUAUAUCAUCUUCUUCCUCGUAGCGAAGAGGAAAAAAAGCAGCAAAAUUGAAAACCCUAAAAAACGAACAAUCGGAAGAUCAAAUGGAUCCAAUUCCGCCAUCGACGACCAAGAGCUGGAGCAUCCAUACCCGCCGUGAAAUUACCUCCAAGUACGAGAUCCAAACCCGAGUUGGAUCCGGCGCCUACUCCGACGUCUACAAAGCUCGCCGUCUCUCCGAUGACCUUCCCGUCGCAUUGAAGGAAGUUCAUGAUUACCAAUCCGCUUUUCGCGAGAUCGAAGCGCUUCAAACUCUGCAACAUUCACCCAACGUCGUCGUAUUGCACGAGUACUUUUGGAGCGAGGACGAAGAUGCCGUGCUUGUUCUCGAGUACCUGCCGACGGAUUUGUCGUCGGUGAUUCGAAUGGCGAAGAAGGAACGGGAAGGAUUGAGCGUCGGCGAGAUCAAGAGGUGGAUUAUUCAGAUUUUAUUGGCGGUGGAUGCUUGUCAUCGGAGUUCAAUUAUUCAUCGUGAUUUGAAACCCUCGAAUUUGUUGAUUUCAGCUGAUGGUGUACUCAAGUUAGCUGAUUUCGGCCAGGCUCGGAUACGCCUAGCACCUGGAUUUGUUUCCAUUAAUGACCACACACAGCCACAGGGCCACGAGUCGUCCGUAUAUCAACAAGUCAAGCCCGAAAAUGUCGGUCAAGAAAGUCGUGUGAAUCUUAUGGAAGGACCUCUCGGGACCAUAGAGGAAUAUGGAACGUCUGAUGAGUUCAAAACCAAAGACACUUUUGAUGAAGUCGACAAGGAAACAAACAUACCUGAUGUAGAUACAUCUUGUCUCGCAACGUGCACAACGAGCGAUGUAGAAGAAGACUUCUUCAAGAGUAACUACUCUUAUGAGGCUAACGAGGCUGGUGGAAAUGACGAAUCUGCCCUUUUAACAUCUUGUGUUGGGACCCGUUGGUUUAGAGCACCCGAGCUUCUUUUUGGAUCAACAAACUAUGGGGCUGAAAUUGAUUUAUGGUCUCUUGGCUGCAUUAUCGCAGAGCUUUUCACUUUGGAACCGGUCUUUCCAGGAUCUUCGGAUAUCGAUCAGCUGAGCAGAAUCUUCACUGUUUUAGGUAACUUAAGUGAGGAAGUGUGGCCUGGUUGUGUACAACUUCCCGAUUUCCGUAUAAUUUCAUUUUCGAAAGUGGAAAACCCGAGUGGUUUAGACUCGUGCCUUCCGAACCGAUCGCAAGAUGAGAUCCUUCUUGCGAAAAAGCUACUUUGUUUUGAUCCAGCCGGUCGAGCCACGGCAAUGGAACUGCUUCAUGACAAGUAUCUAAACGAAGAGCCGUUACCGGUUCCGGUAUCCGAGCUGAGGGUUCCAUCUUCGAACCACGGUGAAGACAACGGUUCAUCUGGGUCCGGCGAAUGGGGUGAUCAUCGAGAAAUGGAUUCAGAUUCCGACUUUGACGAUUUUGGCGGUUUCGAUAUCACGAGAAGAACCGGUGGUGACUUUUCUAUUCAGUUCUCUUAACCCAGGUGACCAUGGGUAUGAACGUAAUUUGUUGUUGUUUUUCAUUUUUUCUGUAAAUUGUCUUCGCGGAAACAACUGCUUUAUUCUUUGAGGUAGCGGACAGGUCUGCGUAUACUGAUUUUGGCUUGGCUUUUUUUUUAAUGUAAAUUAAAGAUAAAAUAUUUACGAGAGGGUGGAAGGACUGAAAUAAAGAAGUUGCGAGUAUCGUUAAGUUCAUUAAGCUGCUAAA
Messenger RNA from Cynara cardunculus var. scolymus (artichoke), 1736 nucleotides. RefSeq names its product cyclin-dependent kinase F-1. Gene Ontology annotation, biological process: protein phosphorylation. Gene Ontology annotation, cellular component: nucleus. The transcript has 2 exons. Bases 86 to 1507 code for a protein of 473 amino acids. The record is from RefSeq and is a predicted model, not a curated record. Gene Ontology annotation, molecular function: ATP binding. NCBI's taxonomy places the organism in Eukaryota, Viridiplantae, Streptophyta, Magnoliopsida, Asterales, Asteraceae.